AUGAUCCCCUUGGCGUAUAUUGCUUCGCAGCAACGAAAUGCGUUGCUCCACGUUCAACUGCAACAACAGAAGCAGCAACAGGGCCAAGAAAGCACUAAUAGGCAUUCUGUGAUGGAUCAACGUGUUCCCACGGUUGAAAUAGAUAAGAAGUAUUGGCACCAACAACUGAAUUUGUUACAGCACCUUUUGCGAGUAAAUAAUGAUGAGCAAUGGCUAUUUAAUUCUGUUAAGGUUAGACAGGAUGUUCUUAAGACAUGUAAUAAUCAGCGGUGGGCAUAUUUUGGGAUGGAGAAGUUCAAGUGUUUAUUUCAGUUGAAUCAGAUGCUUAAAGGGAUAAAGUUGGAUGACAAGCAGCUUUAUAAAAUCAAUGAGAAGGUUAGUUUUCUGUUAUAUGAAGCGCAUUCGCAAGCGCACCCUUACUUGUUGGAUGGGAAGACAAUCACCACGACGAUGCUAAGUGUUUUUAUAUGUAUCUGCGAGCUGAUCAUCUGUUUCGAUCCCAAGACAGAAGUUCACGUGGCGCUGUGUAGAUGCAUCGUGAAUGGGAUCUCUUCUCAGUUCUUAAGACCAUAUAUUCGGGAGCUAUGGAAUGCAGUGAGGGAAUCGUAG
Molecule: messenger RNA, 609 nt
Organism: Eremothecium cymbalariae DBVPG#7215
Lineage: Eukaryota; Fungi; Ascomycota; Saccharomycetes; Saccharomycetales; Saccharomycetaceae
Exons: 1
Coding region: 1-609 (202 amino acids)
Source: RefSeq, a predicted model, not a curated record